This is a messenger RNA of Oldenlandia corymbosa var. corymbosa, 2496 nucleotides long. The record is from the annotation of a GenBank genome assembly. Lineage: Eukaryota; Viridiplantae; Streptophyta; Magnoliopsida; Gentianales; Rubiaceae.
AUGGAGAACUUUGCCGAACUCAAAGAAGCGAUAGAGAGAGUUGAGUUAGUUGAUGCCCAUGCCCACAAUAUUAGGAGCAUAAGAGAAAUUUCUCACUUAUAUGGCUGUGAGCCAUCAUUGGAUGGUGUUGAAAAGUUCCGCCGCUUAUCUGGAUUGGAAUCGAUUACUGAAACUUGCUUCAAGGCUUCACGGAUAUCCGUUUUGCUCAUCGAUGAUGGACUGGAGCUGGACAAGAAAGUUGAUAUUGAGUGGCAUAAAAACUUUGUUCCUUCUGUGGGUAGAUUAUUGAGAAUCGAGCGUUUAGCUGAAAAGAUUCUCGAUGAGGAAAAACCAGCAGGAGCUAAUUGGACGUUGGACUCUUUCACUUCUACAUUUGUGGAGAAGUUGAACUUUUUUUUUUUUUUUCCAUUUGAACAUGGACUUCUUUUAAAUUCCUUAUCCUUCAUUACAUUAUCUGAAGAAGUUGUCGGCUAUAAGAGCAUUGCUGCUUACCGUUCUGGCCUGGAUAUCAACACUAAAGUCACCAUGUUGGAGGCUGAGAAUGGCCUCCAUGAUGUUCUACAAGGUGGAAGUCCCAUCCGCAUUACAAAUAAGAACUUCAUUGAUCAUGUUUUUACAUGCGCAUUGGAGGUAGCACUAAUUUUUGACUUGCCAAUACAGAUACACACAGGUUUUGGAGAUAAAGAUCUUGAUUUGAGACUUGCCAAUCCUCUUCAUCUCCGCAAUGUUCUUGAAGAUAAGAGAUUCAGCAAGUCACGCAUAGUGCUUCUGCAUGCAUCUUAUCCUUUUUCUAAAGAAGCAUCAUAUCUGGCCUUAGUGUACCCUCAAGUGUAUCUUGAUUUUGGGCUGGCCAUUCCUAAACUUAGUUUCCAUGGGAUGAUGACUUCAUUAAAGGAACUUUUGAGUCUUGCUCCAAUACGAAAGGUGAUGUUUAGCACUGAUGGCUAUGCAUUUCCCGAGACCUUUUUCCUAGGUGCAAAGAAAGCACAAGAAGUUGUAUUUGCUGUUUUACGUGACUUGUGUAUGGAGGGUGAUCUCUCAAUUCAGGAUGCUCUUUCAGCAGUCAAGGACAUAUUUUCCGAAAAUGCGAAAGGAUUUUACAAGAUUAAAGUAGCUGAAAUGCCAGUCGAGUCAGAAGCUUCAUCUCCUUUCAGCCUGUUACCUGUGGAAAGCCCUACCCAUAAUUGUGAUCUUACACUUGUGAGGAUUAUCUGGGUGGAUGCUUCUGGGCAGCAAAGAUGUCGGGUGGUUCCAGAGAAACGCUUCCAUGAUGUUGUGGUAAAGAAUGGUGUUGGUCUAACUCACGCGUGUAUGGCGAUGACAUCAGCUGUUGAUGGUCCAGCUGAUGGAACAAAUCUGACUGGUGUUGGAGAGAUUAGAUUGAUUCCUGAUCUAUCGACAAAAUAUAGAAUCCCAUGGGCAAAGCAGCAGGAGAUGGUUUUGGCUGAUAUGCAUCUCACACCUGGUGAGGCAUGGGAAUAUUGCCCAAGAGAAGCUCUAAGACGUGUCUCUAAAGUCUUGAAAGAUGAGUUUAACUUGGUCAUGAAUGCUGGAUUUGAAAAUGAGUUUGUUCUGCUAAAGAAUAUCGCCAGGGAGGGAAAAGAAGAAUGGGUGCCUUUUGACACAAGACCUUAUUGCUCUACAUCAGCAUUUGAUGAGGCUUUCCCAGUGUUGCAUGAAGUGAUAGCUUCCCUGCAAUCUCUGAAUAUUUCAGCGGAACAGGUACAUGCGGAGGCUGGAAAUGGUCAGUAUGAAAUUGCCUUGCAAUAUACGAUAUGCACCAAGGCAGCUGACAACUUAGUUUACACACGUGAAGUGAUUAGGUCUGUGGCUAGAAGGCAUGGGCUUCUGGCUACAUUUGUGCCAAAGUAUGCAUUGGAUGAUAUUGGAUCUGGCAACCAUGUUCAUAUAAGUUUAUCUGAGAAUGGGAAAAAUGUGUUUAUGGCAAACGAUGAAUCAGCUGAGCAUGGGAUGUCCAAAGUUGGAGAGGAAUUUAUGGCUGGGGUCUUAGAUCAUCUUCCUUCCAUUUUGGUAUUUACAGCCCCAAUUCCAAACAGCUAUGACCGCAUACAGCCUAACACAUGGAGUGGAGCAUACUUAUGCUGGGGAAAAGAAAAUCGGGAGGCUCCACUGAGAACUGCAUGCCCUCCUGGUGUUCCUAAUGGUGCAGUCAGCAACUUUGAAAUUAAAGUUUGUGAUGGAUGUUCUAAUCCAUAUUUGGCAUUGGCUUCUAUUAUCAUUGCUGGCAUUGAUGGUCUUCGCCAGCAUCUAAGUCUUCCUAAACCCGUUGAUGAAAAUCCUGACAACCGUAAAGAAGAAAUUCAGAGAUUGCCAAAAUCUCUCUCAGAAUCUCUAGAAGCUCUUGAGAAGGACACGCUAAUGCACGAGUUGAUGGGUGAAAAGCUCUUGACUGCAAUUAAAGGGGUGAGAAAGGCCGAGAUAAAAUACUACGCUGAAAACAAGGACGCAUACAGGAAAAUGAUACACAGAUACUAA